CUUAAAUUUGCAUAUUUUAAAGUUACUUUCAAAUUUUUAGCCUUUAAAUUCGUAAAAAUUCAGUUUUCGGACGCGAAAAAAACAAAUAUGGCUACUUGUCCGAAAAUUAGUAUAUAUGUAACAUAGCACUGUUUAUUUUCCGGACAACCUCUUUUUACUAUGCUAAAGAAACCUAUCUACAUUAAAUUUUUUCGCCGUCUUACCAAUUCGUUUUCAACUUCUUCAGCAAAAUGAACGGGGACAAAAUUAAUCAAAAUUCAACAAAUAGUCAAUCGAAUUGUGCGAAAGAUACCGGAAAUAAAACAGGAGCUGCAUUAGAAGAUAUCCGAAAUAAUAAAAUAAGUAUUAGAGCCGCAGCAGAAAAAUAUGGGAUACCCCGCUCAACACUGCAUGACAAAUUGAAGGGCAAAACCCCAGAAGGUCCCACAACUAGAGGUCCAGAUCCUGUUCUCACUAAAGACGAAGAAUUACAAAUAGCUGAAUGGUGUGGAAAACUAAGCAAAUGUGGAUUCCCACUUAAAGUUGAUGAUUUGCUUAAUACAGUGGAACAAAUUUUGAAGCACAUUGGACGAGCAAAUCCAUUCAAAAAUGGACGUCCUGGUAGAACAUGGCUUCGUGGUUUUUUCAGACGAAAUCCAGGGUUAUCGUUGAAGGAAGCAGAAAAUAUCACCAAGGGUCGUGCUGUUGUUACAGAGGAGUAUAUCAAAAAAUGGUUUCAAGAUCUUUCAAUUUUUCUUGAGAGUAUAAGUCAAACUACUUUACUAAAUGACCCUAGGUGGAUCAUAAAUGGUGAUGAAACGAGCUUCAGUUUGUGCCCAAAAACAGGCAAAGUCAUUGCUCCCAAAUCAUAUAUAAAUGUAUACCAAAUACAAAUGGGGAACGAAAAGGAAACUUUGACAGUGCUUUUCGUUUGCACAGCUCAAAGAAUAAACUCGAGUUAA
This is a messenger RNA of Condylostylus longicornis, 941 nucleotides long. RefSeq lists its product as uncharacterized. Gene Ontology annotation, molecular function: DNA binding. The record is from RefSeq and is a predicted model, not a curated record. NCBI's taxonomy places the organism in Eukaryota, Metazoa, Arthropoda, Insecta, Diptera, Dolichopodidae. The transcript has a single exon. Bases 231 to 941 code for a protein of 236 amino acids.